GUGGCUAAAUGAACACCACUAAUGGUAGCGCUUAAUAACUGACGUCAACAAAAAAACUGUGCGUGCUCUUGCUUCAAUUAAUAAUAGAAAUUUUGAAAUGUUUACCCUGUGGACCCUAAUUGAAGCAUCGUUGCUGUGCUUAAAUGCAGUCUGCAUACUGCAUGAGGAGCGUUUCUUGGCCAAGUUCGGUUGGGGCCGGCAUGCAGGUCAACAGAGCUUUGGAGCUCCUACAGCCAAGGAUCAAGUACUAAAUCUCAUCCGAUCUAUACGCACAGUGGCGAAGAUUCCAUUGAUCUUCCUUAAUAUAAUUGCCAUUUUAUUUAAACUAUUACUUGGUUAGAUUUACACACACACACAUACAUA
Molecule: messenger RNA, 363 nt
Organism: Drosophila willistoni
Lineage: Eukaryota; Metazoa; Arthropoda; Insecta; Diptera; Drosophilidae
Product: immediate early response 3-interacting protein 1
Exons: 3
Coding region: 98-340 (80 amino acids)
Biological process (GO): endoplasmic reticulum to Golgi vesicle-mediated transport
Cellular component (GO): COPII-coated ER to Golgi transport vesicle; Golgi membrane; endoplasmic reticulum membrane
Source: RefSeq, a predicted model, not a curated record